UGUCUGUGUCGUACUCUACUCUGUACUCUGUGUGUCCGUCGCCCCAGGGACCGUCUUCGUCACUGUCCCCUUUGGCUUAACAGGAAAACAUCCCCACACGGACAUGUCUGACAUAGAAGAGGAGUACGAGGAGCAGGAAGAGGAGGAAGAAGAAGAGGAGGAGGAGCCUGAAGAUGAAGAAGAGCACUACACUCAGGAGGAGGAAAAGCGUCCUCAACCCAAACCCAUGGCCCCACCGGUGGGAAACCCCAAGAUCCCCGAGGGCGACAGGGUGGACUUUGACGACAUCCACAGGAAGCGCAUGGAGAAGGACCUGCAGGAGCUGCAGACCCUGAUCGACGUCCACUUUGAGCACCGCAAACAGGAAGAGGAGGAGCUUAUUGGACUCAAGGAACGAAUCGAGCACCGUCGAUCAGAGAGAGCUGAGAUCCAGAGGGUCCGAACGGAGAAGGAGAAAGGCCGACAGCAGCGCAUCGCGGAGGAACGCCACAGGAGGGAGGAGGACGAGGCUAAGAGGAAGGCCGGCGACGACGCCAAGAAGAAGAAGGUGCUGGCCAACAACUUUGGAGGCUUCCUAGCCAAGUCGGAGAACAAGCGGGGCAAGCGUCUGACCGGCAAGGAGAUCAAGAAGAAGACCCUGGCUGAGAGGAAGGAGCCACUGGGGACCGAGAGCCUGCGGGAGGAGGGGCUGAGGAAACGGGCGCAGGAGAUGUGGAACUCGAUUCACCAGUUGGAGUCUGAGAAGUUCGACUUCGUAGAGCACAUGAAGCACCAGAAAUACGAGAUCAUCGUGCUGCUGAACCGAAUCUCCCACGCUCAGAAAUUUAAGAAGGUUCAUGGCAAGGGGAAGGUUGGCGGCCGAUGGAAGUAGACAACGCAUUCACGGAGAGGAGGAGAAAGUCAAAGUUUGAUAAAAGGAUACAGCCUAAAGGUGUGAAGGGGCGUCCAUGGAAGCCUGAACUGGUCAUUAUUGCAGAAUGGACGUCGAAACCUUCCAGUUUCUUCCUCAUGGUGGUACGACAUGCUGGGAUAAUGGAAAACAAUAAAGUGACCCGAACUGAAAAGUUUGAAAAGUAUUUUUAUUUGAU
Molecule: messenger RNA, 1088 nt
Organism: Gadus chalcogrammus (walleye pollock)
Lineage: Eukaryota; Metazoa; Chordata; Actinopteri; Gadiformes; Gadidae
Gene: tnnt1
Product: troponin T type 1 (skeletal, slow)
Exons: 14
Coding region: 104-871 (255 amino acids)
Biological process (GO): slow-twitch skeletal muscle fiber contraction; sarcomere organization; regulation of muscle contraction
Cellular component (GO): troponin complex
Molecular function (GO): troponin T binding; tropomyosin binding
Source: RefSeq, a predicted model, not a curated record